Emericellopsis atlantica is the source of this 3212-nucleotide messenger RNA. RefSeq lists its product as uncharacterized. The record is from RefSeq and is a predicted model, not a curated record. Lineage: Eukaryota; Fungi; Ascomycota; Sordariomycetes; Hypocreales; Bionectriaceae. Bases 212 to 3178 code for a protein of 988 amino acids. The transcript is spliced from 4 exons.
CACUACCCCAGGAACAACCAUAUACGCAAAGGGUUCGCUGUCACACCCGUGAGUCGAGUCGUGCGCCAUCCAAAAACUCUUGACAGCUUGUUCGAAGGCCUUUAAAUCAGCAUAAGAAUAGCUGGGUACCGCGUAUCAGCUGUCAACUCCUGAAUAGCAGCCAUUCUUGACCAACUUCAAUUUAAGCCACACACGGUUUCGUCCUUGCACCAUGUUCGAAGAACAGAUUGUUGCCUUUGAAGCUGGCGAGGGCUUCAGCCUUGUUGGUGCUGACCUUAUUGUUGAUGACGAGGACUACAAGGGCGUGCACAUAGCUGUCGAGGCGUUGACAGCAGACUUCGACAAGGUGACCGCCCAGGGAAGGCAUCAGAAGGUGGACCGGUCGGCACGAAAGUCCUCCAAAGUUUGCAUUAUUGUAGGAACUCUGGAAAAAUCCUCCACGAUCCAGUCCUUGGCAGAUGCGGGCAAGAUCAAUGUCUCCGACAUCCAAGGGAAGUGGGAAUCGUGGAUCACCUCAUGCGUCGAUGAGCCACUGGAUGACUACGAUUAUGGCCUGGUCAUUGCUGGUAGUGACAAGCGAGGUGCAAUAUUUGGUGCAUACUCACUCUCGCAGCAAAUUGGAAUCUCUCCCUGGCAUUGGUGGGCUGACGUUCCGCCCAAGCAGCACUGGGAGAUAUAUGCCCUUCCAGUGACGACAAAGAAUGGAGAACCCAGUGUGAAAUAUCGCGGCAUCUUCAUCAACGAUGAGGCUCCGGGCAUGGACACGUGGUUUGCCGAGUACUUCGGUCCGUCCAACCAGUUCGAUACCAGGGUCUACAAGCACAUCUUCGAGCUCCUCCUCCGUCUCAAAGCCAACUUCUUGUGGCCGGCCAUGUGGCGAGGGUACCCUCAGCCAGGACGAUCAUUCUUUGUCGACGACCCGGAGAACCAGAAGACCGCGGAUGACUACGGUAUCGUGGUAGGGACCUCACAUCACGAGCCUAUGCAGCGAGCCAUGAACGAGUGGUCGGCCAACGAGCCUGGUGGCACGUGGCGCUGGGAUACCAAUCGCGAAAAGAUCACGGACUAUUUCGAGUUUGGCGCAGAGCGAGCUGUCCCUUAUGAGUCCUAUAUCACAAUGGGCAUGAGAGCUGAGGGCGACGGCGCACUUAGUAGCGAUGAUCCCAUUGCCACGCUGACCGACAUCUUGAAGGUCCAGCGUGGCAUUAUCAAAGACAAGUACGGCAAAAAAGACGGCGAGAUGCAGCUGAUGGCGCUCUACAACGAGGUUCAACGUUAUUAUGAGCAGGGCCUGGAGAUUCCAGAUGACAUGACAUUGUUGUUCGCUGAUGACAACAAUGGUUCUCUCAGAAGGCUCCCGACUGCGGAGGAGAGGAAGAGAAAAGGAGGCCUAGGAUAUUACUACCACUUCCAGUACACUGGAGGUCCUCGGAGCUAUCGCUGGAUGAACAGCAACACUUUGGGGAAAGUGUGGCACCAACUGCGACUUGGCUACGAUCAGGGUGCCACUCAAAUUUGGGUCUUCAAUGUGGGAGACCUGAAGCCUCAAGAGCUCCCCUUGAGCUUUGCAUUUGACUUUGCCUGGGACAUUGACUCCAUUCCUGCGGAUGGGUUCCCCAAGUUUUUCAAAAAGCUUGCCGAGCGGGAAUUUGGCGACAAGUAUGCGCAGAGAAUCGCGGACCUUUGGUAUGGCUUCGAACGGCUCAUAGCACUGCGAAAGCACGAACAGAUUGAGGCCGAGACAUUCUCGGUGCUCAAGUAUCGUGAGGCUGAGACCAUCGUCGGCCGGUGGGCAGAACUCACCAAGGAAGCCGAAACCAUUUAUGCUGAGAUUUCUUCGGUCCAGAAGCCAGCUUUCUUCCAGCUUGUUGUCCACCCUAUCAAGGCCUCCUACAUCUACAACAACUUGCGCAUGACCCAGACCAAGAAUCGACUCUACGGGAAGCAACGACGCAAUACCACGAACCCCCUUUUACACGAGUGCCUGCGUCUCUUCGACGCUGACGAUGUCCUCACUCGUGAAUAUCACUCCCUGCUGGAUGGCAAAUGGAACCAUAUGUUGCGUCAGCCCCAUUAUGGCUAUGGCUCCAAUGUCAUUGGUCCAUCGCGGGACAUGAUCGAUGGGCUAUCAUGGGUCAGAGCCAAUGUCGACUCGAAUCCCAGUGUUGGUCAAAUGGGCGUGGCAGUCGAGGGCCACACCGGCGUCAACCCCGGCAUCAUCAACGAAGACGUUGACCGCACACAUCCUUCCCGUCUGUGGCUGGAACCUGGUGUUACUCUCCGGCCCAUGAGCCCUUAUGGACCUCAGGAUCAGUACUUUGAAAUCUUCCAUCGCGGUACCAAGGGGUUCACAUGGGAGGCCAAGCCGCAAUACGGGUGGCUUAAGCUAACGCAGUACAGCGGCACGCUGAACCCUGACGACGAAGACAUACGGAUUCACGUCACGGUCGACUGGAAGGAUGUGCCCGACAAGUUUGACGAGAAGAUCUUUAUCGAAAUCAUCGGAAGUGUCGAUGGAUACGAGAAGGUCAGGAUGCAAGUGCGAAAGUAUCAGGCUCCUGAGGGCUUCACUGGCUUCGUCCAAAAUGACAGCUACGUGUCCAUCAACCCUGGAAAGUGGGUUACGGCGCCUUAUAUCCAACUGCCCAUCCUCGGUCGUCAGGACGGUGGCUCGGUCACGCUGCCCAACAGCUAUGACUUUAGUAAGCCAAAGGCCAUCCCCUUCCUCAAGUACGAUAUGCACACGUUCACCACGGGCGACAACGCGAGUGUUGAGGUACAUUUCCACAUGACGCUGGAGGCAGACCCGAACAGUAAGAUGCAGUACGACACUCGCUGGGAUGGCGGCGAUAUAUCGACUCACCGCAUGACCAAGGAUGGCUCAGGCUCGUAUCCCAACGGCUGGACAUCGGCAGCUCAAAACUACGUCUGGAAGAACAGACAUAAUGUCGGCAAGGUGAAGCCCGGCAGCCACACUUUUGAAAUCCGCUUCCGCAGUUUGAACGUGGCCAUGGAGAAGAUUGUCCUGGACCUUGGCGGCACAGAAAUGAAGUAUCUCGGACCCCCAGAGAGCGAUCAUGUCUCGUAUGUGAAGCAACAGAGCGUGCCGCGCGAGGAGGGCUUGACGGAGUUUUCGAACCUGAGGAUUGCGAUUCAUAUGAAGACUUUAUCAAUGUGAAUGUGUUUCUCUAGCCGUGAGCUAAACGUACAGG